AUGAAGAAGCAACAGCGAAGGCGACAGUCGAGAGCUGCAGACAGUGAUAAGGGUCAUGUUAGCCCCGAGAUUCGGCCUUUUGGGUGGCUGUCUCUCCGCGUGACUGGCGACUCGACGAUAACCUACUGUAUGGAUAUGGUGGCUUCUAAAGUUGGUUAUUUCAAUCAACUUGUUCUAGACCUUCGAGACUCAACAAUGUCAUCAAGCGUCAAUCAUGCAGUGCUAUGGCAAUGUCCUCAGCAACUUAUUAAAUGUGAUCUUUCAGUUCCUCUUACGUGGAACGAUCUGCGUACGUGGAAAUUUGAUGUCGAAAGUCGUGACAUGGAGUUGUUUCUUUUGCGAGACCACAUCUUUCUCUUGACGGAUCUUGUUGCCGAUUGGGCAUCCGGCCCUCCAGCAGAAUACUACACAUUCGUGCCAUUCAUCUACAAGUUGAGCCUUUCUUUUGUAAACCUACAAUUGUUUGUGAAUGUCAAUGACAUGAAUAUCAUCAGUAACCCAUCUGAUCUGGACGACAAUCGCCUACUGGUGAUCAAGGGCGAGAGAUUGACCUCUGAUGUUCUGAUCCCUUUGAACAAAUAUAAACCAGAGCACAAUACCGUGAGCUUCAAUGUCCGUCUUCAGGAUGCUGGUAUAGAUUAUUUGAGCCCGUUGUGGGAUACUCUUCACACUUUCAUGCAAGGUAAAUCGGCCGCCACGCUAGAGACGAUGUCCAUUGAAGGGUCUUACAGCUAUUACCUUUCUACCUCGUCUGAGUUGACCGACACUUUAUUCCUAAAUAUCGAGGGUUUAUCCCCUAAGCUUUACUUGUUUGGAUUCUUGAUUCGUUCAUUUAUGACAAUCAAGGAGAAUUACUUUGGGGAAGAAAUGCAUUUCAAGACUCUCGAAGAAUUCCAGGACCUCGCCUACGCGAAGGAACCCUCGGAGUCACACAACGGAAUCAACCCUAAUAGGAAAUCGAACGAUCUGGAUGUUAUAGUGCAUGUAACCGUGGAUAGUCCCUGUGCUCUGCUCCCAGAAAACUUGUAUGACCGCCUGAAGUGCCUAAGGCUCACUGCUCCUUCUUUGGAGAUCGACCUGCGAUUUACCAACUACUACAUGGAUUUGGAGUUUUCAAUCGCUCCUUUAAAAGUCGGGCUGGAGUCCCACCUGGCAGACAAAACUGCCAGGAUAUCUGACUCCCAACUUUUCAUCGAUGGAGUUUCUGUUCAUGGUCAUCGCUUGUUUGGACUCCCCCCUGCCGAGCCAACGUAUCUCUGCAACUGGGAUUUCAAGCUAGGUCGAGUGAUUGGAGAAUGCUCGACGGAGUUCUUAUCCUGUUUAGGGCCAGCAUUGAAGAGUUUUGACUUCUCUUUCGAUAACGAAGAGAAUGCUCUGCAUCCAUUAUUUCCCCUUGCUCUACACGACGUUACGUUUCUUAGAGCGAAGAUCGGUAUGAUUCAUGUCUCUGUGCUUCUAGACAAGGCAGCCUUCAUACUGAGCUCUGGGCCGGUGACAACGACAUUUAACGACUGGACAAAUGCCAAAUUUUCAAAACGGAUGAGUCUUCUUGUUCCUGAGCUCGUUAUCGCUGCAGUGGAUAAUGAACUCGUUGGUCGACUGGGGAGUCCAAACAGCCCUGAGGUGGCUCCUUUAGCGCUCUUUGAGACAACGAUCAAGCUGAGAAUGGCUCAGCGAAAGAACGACAUAGUGGAAAGCCGAAAAUUACAGCAGGAGCACAUCAAAGUGCAUGAUCAAAGGACACAGAGAACACCAUGGCUGUUAUUUAACUGGGAGGAAGUUGAUCCUGAUUCAACGCACCUUAAUGAUGAUCACUUCACCCUACCGACUAUUGCUAUACCUGCUAUGCCCGAACCUGUUCUUAGACACAUGAGCAUGAGACACCUAUCCACAAAGAGAAGUGUAUUCUCCGACGGCAGCAGUUUCACAAGCUCCGAAGGUUUCCUUGUCUCCUCAGAUGCCCCAAGCGUGCAACGUGGACGCAGAAGAGGAGACCGUAGCACCAUCUACACCUCAAGUUUGGCAUCAAAAGAAGGACAGCGCCAUACCUCGUUUCAGGAUACAGGGCCCAGUCACACCAACCAUUCGGCUGCAGAACAGAAGAAUCCAUCCACCAUUGUUCCCAAUUCGUCAAAUCCUUGGGCCAUGCCUGAUUUCUCACUUUAUAAAGUCAACCUGGAUACCUCACAAUUGCCCUCACGUCACAUCUCUAGUGAUGACAUCCGCCCAUAUGACUUAUUCGUGACAAAGUUCGAUCCUCAGUUCUCGCCUUUUGCAGAAGACAAGACAACCCAUACUAACUUCGCAGUCGAACUACCCAAUGGUGUCCGGGGCAGUUGUACCCCCGACUUUCUUUUCAUGUUAUCAUCCUUGAUUGAAGGACUGCAAGCUAAACACCCAACUAGCAUCAUUGAUUCGCUCCAAAAGGAUGUUAUAUCCGACAUUGUAGGUUACGAAAAGUCACUGAAAAAUCCAAGGAAAUCGACAAGCGUUGCAAUUCGAACCCCGGUAAUACUUGUGAAGCUGAUAAACUUAUCUGACGCCUCUAGCAAAUACGAAUCCGGUUUCCAGGAUGAGUAUAGGGUUGAGAUCGCUCAUUUGAAGACAGAAAUCAGGACAGAAGUUGAGAGAGAGAAAGGCGAUCUUCUUGCGGGAAUAAGAAAAAGUUCCACCGUUCAUGCCGCCGCCGAGAGUCUUUCAGUAUCCGUUGAGGGUACUCGAGCUGAUGCAUAUCAAGAAAGGGCUGAACUCACCUGCCUCUUUGGUGACAUGAACUUUUGGCUUGUGACAAAGCCAAUGAUAAAAUCGAACUUCCAGGCUCGAGCUUUCGACACUGUCACUUUCACAAAAUCUGUGGAACAUCUUGCUCAUCUAGUUCGUCGUACAACCACAAUGUUUGACUCUGUUACCUCCUCUCUACAACAUAGUUCGUCCCUGGAGGACAAACGCCUACGGCUCCUUAUAUAUUUCCUUACUCAACCAGCUACCACCAUACCCGAUCCCGCGUUCCUUACACGGAUCUCAUCCGUACUCAGAGUUGCACCUACACACUUACGACAGCACGAUUCUUGGAAGAUAAUCUCUCGGAUACGUAAUGUAUACAAUAAUUUGCACCCUCACCAGAAGGAAGAGUUGGCUUCAAGAUGUCUCAACGAUGAUCUUUCAUUGCCACCAGACGCCAGAACUACUGUUCUCUCCAACCUUGAUGAAUGGAGGGCUUGGGACCUGGCGCAUGUUGGGAAGAGUUACGUCAUGCAAAGAGUAUGGAGUUCCUUCGUACCGAAAAUGGAGGGUACACCAGCGCCAGCAUUCUUCUCUUCCACUGUGAAGUUACUUCGAUUCUCUAUUGAUCCCGGACCAAAGGAAAGUGAUUUCGUGGUUGAGGAUUUGUCGACAGUUUUAUCUAUCAACCCACAGGAUGGGACUCCUUCGGACGCCGAGGCAAGGCCGACGAACCUGACGAUUGUGCAGUCUUACUGCUCUUCUAUCAGUCUCCGACUGCGAUGGGAGAUUCUCGAGUUAGUAGAAGGAUUGUUACGGACAAUGUCUACAGUGACCUUGGAAUCCACUACACCAGCCCAAGGUUCGUGUACCGAGCCAAAGGAAUCCAACGAGCUGCAAGUCGUGCUUGGCGCAGAUGUUGGGUCCAUAAAUCUUGAUGGUAUCAAUGCCAAACUUGCGUUCAAUGGGCGAGGCCUGAGAAGCUCGGUUGUUCAGAAACUAGACGGCACCGGGGGUCCAGACUGUCUGAGUGCCCUAAUAAGCGCGCAAGCGUGCUCCUCCGAGCUAUCAGAUCUCUCUAAAGUAAUUAUGUCAUGGAAGAUUGGUGACCCUCAUUUGUAUUGUUCGCGUGUCUCUGAGGAAAAAGAAGGAGAGCUGGGAAAUGAGUGGAAAAUUGCUGGCUCAAGCAAGAGACUGCGAUAUGAUAUGAGUGAAGACCCGUUGAGCCUCGCACACAUUGCGGACCGACUUAUAGAAGAUGAAGUUCGGUAUAUUCAUCGGCUUGUCAGCAACAUAAACCCCUCGGCUCACCGAUCCAGUGAGGGUAUUUCAACGGCAAGAAAGCCCGUCUGCAACAAAUUCCAUAUCGCCAUGUUCUUAGGUGAUUAUCGACUCAGUUUCCGUAUCUUGCCGUCCUUAACAUACGUGAUUUCUGGAGAAGUGGCACGCACAUCUAUGGCACCGACUAUGGGAUCAAAAGUUGAAGUGGAUUUCGACUUAAAAAGAAAUUUGCACACCUUCCUGUCCAACAACGGCAAUGGAUGGCACCCUCUAUCGGUGUUAGAAAUACCACCUAUCAACGGUCGAGUUGUUGCGAACAUGUCUUCAGUCCGUAUGGAUAUGGAGGUUGACGUUACAAUUGAGCUCAUCCAACUAGAGGCCAGCGCUGUACGAAGCCUUCUGGGCGCCUUAACAAAACCGGAAUUUUCUCAUUUAAUGUCCGAUCUUAAACAAAAUAUGGAAACUCUACAACUGCAUCUAAACGAUGCUCUUGCUCUUGAUAAAGGACCCCCACGACAAAAGGAACCCUCAAGUGGUCACAGUGUACUGUAUAAGGCGCGCAUGACAAUGGCAGGCACGAAGAUCCAUGCCAGUGCUCCUGCUAUCAAUGGGAAAAAGUAUUCGGCAGACAUGGACAUCAGUCUUGGGAUGAUACGCAUGCACCUCAACAAUGGCCUGGAACAAGGGCACCCCAUGGAACACCCAGACUUCCACGUCGACACGUCUAAUAUCAGCUUCGAUUUACGAAAGCAGGAGGCUACAAUUAGUCGCUCAUAUUGCAGUUUCAUCAUCGACGCUAAGCUCCAGGGCACUUCGAUGUUACGCGAGAACGGUGAGGCCAGACGUGUAUUCCAUUUCAGCAGUAAAAGAUUCGAUGUCGAGCUAUUCCCUGAGACGGCUGCGCUAGUAGUUGAUAUGGCAACCCACCUUCAAGAGCGCAUCAAAACUUUGGAUCUCUCUCAUGAGGUCAGGCGUUUCAAGAAACUACGAAGACGAGGCAAUGCAGUACCGAGAGUUCCGAGCAUACAGGUUAAUGAUGACUCCCGCUCGGAGGACCUAUUCAGCGCCAUGUUUUCGUUAGACCUGAACUUGAUUCAGGUUGGCUGGAAUAUGUCUACCGCUCCCCUACCUACAUCUGGGCGCAAACCUGAUGAUUUGGUUUUCUCUAUCAGGCGCCUGGAGCUAUCCAAUAAGAGAACCAAUACUGCGAAGCUACGUAUCGAAGACAUGCAGCUGCAGAUGGUGCCGUAUUCGGGCAAUAGGCGAAAGCGUUCUCUUAAUUCGGCUUUAUUGCCCGAGCUGGUCUUCAAUGUAGCAUAUUCUUCAUCAGGUCAGGAAGUUCGACUGGCCUUUCAGGCGGCUGGAAAAUCUCUUGAUAUACGAGCUACGUCUGAUUUUAUACUACCGGGAAACAUGAUACGAGACUCCAUUGCGGCUUCCAGCCGAAUUAUCCGCGAGGCUAAUUCUACACUGGUGUCGAAAUCCUCUGAUGAUAACCCCAAACCCCGCGCACUUUUUGGUAACAAACGCUUCCGCUCCGUGCUAGUAGAUGUGGAUUUCGCUGGUGCUAUUGUGUCUCUGCAAGGGAGACAUACGGGUGAUCAGCAGACUCUACUGACAGCUACUCUGAAAGGAAGGAGACUGUCUGAG
This is a messenger RNA of Aspergillus nomiae NRRL 13137, 5652 nucleotides long. RefSeq names its product putative fermentation associated protein (Csf1). The transcript has a single exon. The record is from RefSeq and is a predicted model, not a curated record. Lineage: Eukaryota; Fungi; Ascomycota; Eurotiomycetes; Eurotiales; Aspergillaceae. The annotation marks the transcript as partial. Gene Ontology annotation, cellular component: membrane. Gene Ontology annotation, biological process: fermentation.